AUGUUCAUCAAAAGGGCGAAAUCACGUCCAUCUCUCCGGGCCCGUGACUCUGACCUUCCUGAGUCAUCCACCGCCGGUGGCUCGCCUUUGGCGAAAAGCAGCGUUACCGCAGAAGAUGGAGACGUCAGUAUGGACGUUGAUCCGGAUGAGUCCAGCGGUAGUAUAAUGGCGAAGAAGAAAGCUCAGAAGAAAGAUAAGAGGAAAGACGGUAUAAGCGGCAAGCCAAAAAGUAGAUUGAGUUUUGGUGGAGCAGAUGAAGAGGAAGGUAGUGAAGGAGGAAACACACCUUUUAAGCCUAAGAAAAGUUUGUUGUCUCAACAAAUCAAAUUACCUGAUACACCUUCUUCAACCGGAUCUGGUACACCUGCUUCCACCAGUCAAAAUAGUAUUAAUGGAAUAUAUUCUCGAGAAUAUCUGUCCCAGCUCAAAGCAUCUACUCCUACACGAGCACCGCGGACGACAGAAGUGGAAGAUGAAGGUGAAGAAGAUGUAGAUUCGAAUGGACUCAGUAAAGUAGCUAGAGAUAAAUACGCAUCAACGAUUAUAGAAGAUACAACAGCUGGAAUACCGGAUACAGCCGCUAUAUCAGCUGCGAAAGCCAAACGUCAAGCUGCUUUAGAAAGCUCCAAACAUGGUGGAAUAGGCGAAGACUAUAUUUCACUUGGAGGAGGUAAAUUAGCUGUUUAUGAUGGAGAUGCUGGUCCUCAUCCCGAAAGUAGAUUAAUGAGAGAGGAAGAUGAAGAAGGUGAUGGAGACGAAGAUAUGGCCGAAUAUACAGAAGCCAAAGAUAAGCUGUUUUUAGGUCGAGAUGCUAAUCGAGCUGCCGCAAGGAGGCUGAAAGGUGAGAUAGGAGAAAUGAUAGCAGAUCGUGAAGCGGAAGAUGAGGACGAUGAAGAGACUCUAGAAUGGGAGAGGGCUCAAGCCCAAAGAGCUGGCAGAUGGGAAGAUGAGAAACCCCAAAAAUUGGUGAAGAGGGCAUACAAGGCAGCUCCAAUACCGAAGGCUCGACCUAUACCGACGAUAUCAUCCGCUCAAUCUCGCUUAGCGAAAUCCCUAGCCGACCUAGAACUCAACAAAUCCACGCAUGAACGGAACGUGGAGAAUGUCGCUAGAGACCUAGCUUCUCUUGAAAAGGAUGAAAGGGAACUUAGGGAGGAGGUCGAAAAAGUUGAGGGGAAGAGAGAAUGGGUUGAGGAGUUUAAGAAUUGGGUUGAAAUGCUUGGUGGAUUUUUGGAAGAAAAAUUCCCAAAAUUGGAGAAGAUCGAAUCUGACUCCAUGGGUCACUUCAAAGAACGUGCGGACAUGAUCAAUUCUCGGAGAUCAGCUGACGAUAGUGAUGAUCUCGCUUUGUUUUUGGGUGUUGCUGCUCCACUUGAAGAAGAAGAUCAGAAAGAUGAAUUUGGACGAUCAGUGGGAUCUGAAGCUGGACCAAGUUCUGUACGUCGCAGAACUCGUCGAGACGAGCGAAUGGCUAGACGAAAUAAACGGGGAGCCAAGUCUACUAGGGCGGUUAAGGACGAAGAGGGAUUUUCUACAGACUCAACUUUAGCAGAAGGAGAUCAAGAAGAUUAUUCCGUUGCUCAGGUCAACCUCGAAAGAAGAGUUCACGCAUUAUUGGACGAUGUGAAAGCUGAAGAUUUCCGCGAUCCCGAAAAAGGACUCGCGCUGCGCUUCGGAGGAUGGAGAAAGAAGUACGAAGAAGAAUACGUGAAUGCUUUCGGAGGAUUGGCGUUAGUCCAGGCAUGGGAGUUUUGGGCAAGGGGCGAAAUGGUCGGCUGGGAACCACUAAGAAGCAACAAGAGCUUAGAUUCAUUCACAUGGCUGCACUCUUUACAUCAUUACUCACAUCCCCCUUUACCGAGCACAGGAAACCAGGAGGAAGAUGAUAUGGAUUUAGACGAUGAACCACCAUUAGGCCCGGAUGGAGAUCUCGUAGCGUCGAUGGUAUCAUCAGCUGUUGUACCUCUGCUCACCAAAGCGUUUGAGGCCGGAGUGUACGAUCCGUACUCGGCUGCACAAACAAGGAGGGCGGUAGAUUUAGUAGACGUAGUAAGAGAGAUGAUGGGGAAAGAUAGCAGAAAGUACACUGCUUUGCUCAAAGCUGUGUUGGGUGUAUAUCACGAACACCUCUUAAAUCUCUCAUCGACAAUCGCAUCGAUCACCGCACCGAACGCCAUACCUCCUCCAGGGUUCGAUCCUGCGUCACGACCAGCGAUGGAGAGAUUCGUAGCACGUCGUAUCAAGCUGAUCAAACAUAUGGCCCAAUGGCGGAGGGAAGCACCGCAAGAAACGAGGGAAUUAGUCAUUAGGCUCGUGGGAGAAGUAUUGCGACCUGUGAUAGGUAAGGCAUGGGACGGGGGAGGUAGGGAAAUGGCUGCGAAGGUUAUGAUUGCGUCGACAGGCUUGAUCAGUCCUGAUUUGGUAGGAUGGCUUCAACAAGGUCCAGGAAGUCGCUGGUAG
Molecule: messenger RNA, 2460 nt
Organism: Kwoniella shivajii
Lineage: Eukaryota; Fungi; Basidiomycota; Tremellomycetes; Tremellales; Cryptococcaceae
Exons: 8
Coding region: 1-2460 (819 amino acids)
Biological process (GO): spliceosomal complex disassembly; mRNA splicing, via spliceosome
Cellular component (GO): nucleus; U2-type post-mRNA release spliceosomal complex
Molecular function (GO): DNA binding
Source: RefSeq, a predicted model, not a curated record